This is a messenger RNA of Zingiber officinale, 2065 nucleotides long. RefSeq lists its product as uncharacterized. Lineage: Eukaryota; Viridiplantae; Streptophyta; Magnoliopsida; Zingiberales; Zingiberaceae. Gene Ontology annotation, molecular function: glucosaminyl-phosphatidylinositol O-acyltransferase activity. The transcript has 16 exons. Gene Ontology annotation, biological process: protein localization to plasma membrane; GPI anchor biosynthetic process. The record is from RefSeq and is a predicted model, not a curated record. Gene Ontology annotation, cellular component: membrane; endoplasmic reticulum. The coding region runs from base 112 to 1521 and encodes 469 amino acids.
GUUCGGUUAACAGCCAGUUGGGUCAAAUUCGUGAAACGUUCGCUUCCUCCUCAGAGAUCCCGUCCUCCUCCGCCCACGGCGGUGAUAUCCUCUGCGGCUCAACCUCCGGCCAUGGAAUCUCUCCGGCAGAGUCUCAACCCCAACAAGUUGCUCAAAGAAGAGUUCGUGAGCAAUCUUACGGGAUCUUCUAUGCUGGAGGUCGCCGCUCUCUCUACGAUAAUUCCUGGUUUGGUAGUCCUUCGCCAAUGGAGCAGCUUUUCCCGAGUGAAUGUGAAGAUCAAUGUUGAGGCUUCCACGCCAAAAAAGGAUGGCUGUGUAGCUCCUCACCGUAGAGAUUUUAGAAGCUAUGCAGUUUCACUCAGUGUUGAUUAUUUGUGCAUUGUUCUUCCGGUUCUUCUGAUCCUCACGAUUCUUGCUGAAUGGGUUCAUAUGUUCACAUUGCUGCUAAUAGUUGUCCUACUUCUGUGCAUAUCAGCUAAAGGUUCUUCAUAUAUUCAUCUUAAAGGAGAACAGUUAUCUUCUUUGCGGGCAACUAUUACAUCAUAUCGAGUAUUGGUGGUCAUCAUGACAUGCUUGAGUAUAUUAGCUGUGGACUUUAAAAUCUUCCCCCGGCGUUAUGCAAAGACUGAAACAUAUGGUACUAGUAUGAUGGAUCUGGGAGUUGGAUCAUUUGUCAUCGUUAAUGCAUUAGUUUCAAGAAAAGCACGGAAUUCUAUCUCAAUGAAUUGGAUGGCAACACUCAAGUCUACAAGCCCACUAAUAUUGCUAGGAUUUGGACGACUCAUUUCUACAACAGGUGUAGAUUAUCAGGCACAUGUGGGAGAAUAUGGUGUCCAUUGGAACUUCUUUUUCACCCUUGCUGCAGUGUCUUUACUUUCAUCAUUAUGUGACAUUGAUCCCAAGUACUGUGGGAUAGUUGGUUUGCUAAUUCUUGUAGGGUACCAGGCAUGCUUGUUAUAUGGGUUAAAUGUAUACUUGCUCUCAAAUGAAAGGAUGGCUGAUAUAGUCAGCCAAAAUAAGGAAGGUCUAUUCAGUAUAUUUGGGUACUGGGGUAUGUAUCUGAUUGGUGUGCAUCUAGGCCACUAUAUUCUCUUUGGAAAUCAUUCAUCUUUAAAGGCUAGAAACAUUCAAGCUACAAGAGCUACUGUUUGGAUCGUUUGUGUUUUGUUUUGGUUUUUAACUAUCAUUCUUGACAAGUAUGUGGAAAGAGUUUCUCGGCGGAUGUGCAACCUAGCAUAUGUUACGCAGGUCAUAGCUCAGAAUUUUCAGGUCCUAUCAAUUCUCACACUAUCAGACUUCAUUCCCUACGAAAAGUCUUUAGCCAUUGAAGAAGCAUUUAACCAAAAUCUUCUGGGUUCAUUUCUUAUGGCAAAUGUCCUCACUGGUCUAGUAAACUUGUCCAUGGAUACCCUAUCAGCUUCCCCUGUAACAUCAUUUACUGUCUUAUUGGGUUACUCUUUUCUUCUAUCUUUUGUUACUUCAAUUCUCUGGUUCUGUGGCAUCAAAAUUAAAUUUUGGUAGAUGUUUUGUGUAAAUAUGUUGAAGCAUAAUAAACCAAUGGCUGAACAUUUUCUUGUCUGCUGUAUUGACUUCUGGAAGUUGAACAAUUAAAUGACUUGGCGUGUUGUUAAAUUGUUCAAUGCCAUUUAUCUUGAUUUCAGAUUGAGCACUGCAUGUUAGUUCUCAUACUUGAUUUUUAGUAAAAAAAAGGAGACUAUUCUUAUAUCUAAAUUGUUCAAAUGGCUGCUUCUAUUUUGAUUAUUAUCAAAGAGGUGGUUCAUCACCUCUAAUAUGCCCAUUAAACGUCUUUUAAGUACUGGUUAGAUUUAUAUUAUUUUCUUUGAGGUUGGAUAGUUAAAAAUAUAAUCAUAUUUUGUCAAAAUAUUGUAUUGUACAUCCAUACAGAGCUUGAGGCAGUGAUCGCAUGAUACGUGGUGAGUGCUUUUCUUUAGUUUGGAAUAAACAAUGCCCUUUAGCCAUUUAUGAACAUUGGCUCAUUUACAUGCAGACGGCUGAGAUGAUACAGGAAAAUUUAUGGCCCAAUCCACUGAAGCACUUCAACAAU